Molecule: messenger RNA, 949 nt
Organism: Drosophila ficusphila
Lineage: Eukaryota; Metazoa; Arthropoda; Insecta; Diptera; Drosophilidae
Product: chymotrypsin-1
Exons: 2
Coding region: 58-858 (266 amino acids)
Biological process (GO): proteolysis
Molecular function (GO): serine-type endopeptidase activity
Source: RefSeq, a predicted model, not a curated record
UUUGCGCUGUCCGGCUUUGUCCCGCGUCUCCGGAGUUUUAUUCUUUUUUUUAUCGUGAUGGUUUUUUCUGUACGUUUGUCUCUGAUUUGGCUGCUUCUGCUGGGCACUUCCAUUGACGUCAUUCUGGCCAAGCGUUUGGAUCGUAAACUGUCCGACAAUCGAAUUGUGGGUGGCCAGGAGGCGGAGGACGGGGUGGCACCUUAUCAGGUAUCCAUCCAGACCACCUGGAGAACCCACAUCUGUAGCGGAGUCAUCUUGAACGAAGAAUGGAUAUUAACGGCGGGUCAUUGUGCACUGGAUUUCAGCAUCGAAGAUCUGCGGAUUAUUGUGGGUACCAACGAUCGCCUCGAUCCUGGACAGACUUUGUUUCCGGAUGAGGCUUUGGUCCACUGUUUGUACGAUGUUCCCUACGUCUACAACAACGAUAUAGCCUUGAUUCAUGUGAACGAGUCGAUUGUGUUCAAUGAUCGCACUCAGAUCGUGGAGUUGAGUAGACAGCAACCUCCGUCAGGUUCUAUUGUCACCUUGACGGGUUGGGGAGCUCCGGAAAGUAGUUAUCCCACGGUUCAGUAUCUGCAGACCAUCAAUCUGACCAUCAUCGAUCACGAAGAGUGCCGGGAGAGAUGGGACUACCACGAUGGCAUCGACAUCGGUCACAUCUGCACUUUUACGCGGGAGGGUGAAGGAGCCUGUUCCGGGGAUUCGGGAGGUCCUUUGAUGUGGGAAGGCAAACUGGUGGGAUUGGUCAAUUGGGGCAGAGCCUGCGGCGUGGGUAUGCCAGACAUGUACGCCAACACAGUUUACUACCAGGAUUGGAUCCGAAGAACUCGUACGGGAUGCAAAAAUCGUGUUACAUAAAAAAGGGAUCAAAAUAUAUGGAUCCUAAUCAGUAUUGUUAUGAUGUGUAUUAGGAUGAAAAUGUGAAAUAUAUAUUUAUUGAUCAACACAA